AUGCUAGCAACCUAUGUUUGGAUCGAUGGAACUGGAGAAAAUCUUCGUGAGAAGACACGUACGCUUGAGAAAGAUCCUGGAAUGGCAGGAAAGUAUCCUUCGUGGAGCUUUGAUGGAUCUUCCACAUAUCAGGCUAAUAAGGGCGAAGAUUCGGAUAUGCAAUUAAAGGCUAAUAAGGGCGAAGAUUCGGAUAUGCAAUUAAAGGAAGUCACUGAUUCUAAUGAAAAGUACAAUGUAGAAAGAAAAUUCCAGCCCGUUGCAAUCUACCCUGAUCCAUUCCUUGGAGGCAAUCAUAAACUCGUACUUUGUGAGACUCUCGACGCUAAUAAUAAGCCCACCAAAAACAAUCAUCGCAAUGCCUGCGCUAAAGUAAUGGAAAAAAUCGAUCAUCUGAAUCCAUGGUUUGGAAUGGAACAGGAGUACCUACUCCUAGAUAGGGAUGGCUAUCCACUUGGU
This is a messenger RNA of Strongylus vulgaris, 456 nucleotides long. Lineage: Eukaryota; Metazoa; Nematoda; Chromadorea; Rhabditida; Strongylidae. The record is from the annotation of a GenBank genome assembly.